Messenger RNA from Anoplopoma fimbria (sablefish), 1168 nucleotides. Its product is annotated as ras-related protein Rab-1B-like. The record is from RefSeq and is a predicted model, not a curated record. NCBI's taxonomy places the organism in Eukaryota, Metazoa, Chordata, Actinopteri, Perciformes, Anoplopomatidae. Bases 1 to 645 code for a protein of 214 amino acids. Gene Ontology annotation, biological process: regulation of exocytosis; protein secretion. The transcript is spliced from 6 exons. Gene Ontology annotation, molecular function: GTPase activity; GTP binding.
AUGAAUCCUGAAUAUGACUACCUGUUCAAACUUCUUUUGAUCGGUGAUUCUGGGGUCGGAAAGUCAUGUCUGCUGCUGCGCUUUGCGGAUGACACCUACACUGAGAGUUACAUCUCCACCAUCGGAGUCGACUUCAAGAUCAGGACCAUAGACAUGGACGGCAAGACAGUGAAACUACAGAUUUGGGACACAGCAGGUCAGGAGAGGUUUCGAACCAUCACCUCCAGCUACUACAGGGGAGCCCAUGGCAUCAUCAUCGUCUACGACGUCACUGAGCAGGAGUCCUUUAACAAUGUCAAGCAGUGGCUGGGCGAGAUAGAUCGCUACGCCUGUGAGAACGUCUCCAGGCUGCUGGUGGGAAAUAAGUCGGACCUCGUCAGUAAGAAAGUGGUGGACGUCGCCACUGCUCAGGACCUGGCCUCAUCUCUCAAGGUCCCCUUCCUGGAGACUAGCGCCAAGAGCUCAGAUAACGUGGAGAGGGCUUUCCUUACCAUGGCCUCCGAGAUCCACAAGCGCGUAGCCAGCGAGGGAGGGGGGAUGCAGGGCGAGUCGAAAGAGGCCAGGGCCCAGAGUGCCAAGAUCAACAGCGCCCCUCUGUGGCUGGGAGGGGAAAAACAGACGCAGGAAGCCAGCAACUGCUGCUGAGCAGGAGACAUCAGCUCAGUAUUCAAAAGAGAGAUGUGUCAUUUUAAACGCAUCUGUUGAGUUUCAGGACUAUGUGACUGGUGACACACACUUAUUGUCAGAAUGUUGACUGACAUCUUUGCUACUUAACUAAAAUUAUGUAUUUUCAGGAAGAAAAAAAAGGUGUGUUUUAAGCUUGACUGCAAUAUAUUUUGGAGCUUGGUAUUUUUGAAUUAAAUAUAAUAUAGCAUUUCUGCUUUAUUAAGGGGCAGAGACAAACAGAUGACAGAGAGAUUUGAAACUCGGCCAAAUGAACAACUACGAUAGUGUGGGUUUGAGAAGAGUUUUAUAAACACACAGAGGACCACUUACUGCAUCACUCCUUUAACUCAAGAUAAAAUAUGGAAAUAGCAAGAAGUUCUCAGUUUGAGCUGCAGCUGUUAUGGAUGAAUUUACUGUGUGAUUUGAACUGUCACUUCCCAUAAUUUCCCUCAGAGGUGUUUUAUUGUAUUUUUACCAGUUUUUGUUUUGUUUCGCAUGUUGU